Felis catus (domestic cat) is the source of this 1764-nucleotide messenger RNA. It is a transcript of the gene TEKTL1, whose product is annotated as coiled-coil domain containing 105. The transcript has 7 exons. Bases 89 to 1591 code for a protein of 500 amino acids. The record is from RefSeq and is a predicted model, not a curated record. Lineage: Eukaryota; Metazoa; Chordata; Mammalia; Carnivora; Felidae.
CUGUUUCACUCCCCGUUCGGGCCAGGAGCGAGCGGCGCGUCUUUGGGAGUCCCUGCCUCUCCCCGUGGGAAGACACGAAGCCGGGACCAUGCCCGUGCUGAUCCCCCCAGCCGAGCGCAGCCAGGACCCGCGCGUUGGGGCUCCGGCGUGGCGCCAGGCGGCCACGGCCACCCUGCAGAAGGCGCGCCAGCUGACCGACCGCUGCGAGCAGGAGGCGGUGACCAUGUGGCAACCCGAGGACAGCGUGCGGGAGCCGCACGUGGCGCGCCACCUCUGCCGCGCCGCCUACAACCUGCCCUGGCGCUUCCGCGUGGAGAUGCUCGCGGGCGGCGGCACCGUGGAGAAGCCGCCGCCGGGCGAGGGCGUCACGCUGUGGAAGGGCAAGGUGAAGCCCCCCGCCUGGCACGCCCGCCUGCCGCUGCCCCUGCACCGCGACGCCCGGGCCCUGCAGAGCGCCGAGGUGGUGCUCGCGCACGCGCGCGGGGCGCGCCUCGCCGCCGCCCGCCUGUGUCGCGCGCAGCACCAGGUCAAUGGGCAGCUGUGGCUGCUGCAGCGCCAGCGCGAGGCCACCGACCGCGGGCUCGCCCAAGUCCGCAAAGGCCUGCUUAUUAACCAGCAGAGCAGCAAGCUUCGGGGCUACCGGCCCAAGUCUGAGAAGGUCCCUGACAAAGCUGACAGUAUGCUUACCUGGGAGAAGGAGGAGCUUAAGAGCAUGAAGAGGAAGAUGGAAAGAGAUAUGGAAAAAUCCGAGGCCCUGCUCAAGGCCCUGGCCUCCUGCCGCGACACUCUGGCCUUCUGCUGUAAGGAGAGGCUCCAAGCUGUGGACCUUAUGAACCAGCCUCUGGAUAAGGUUCUGGAGCAGGCUGGCCGCCACUCCUGGGUGAACCUCUCCCGCAUCCCUUCCCCGAGCUCUCAGGGCCAAAAAACGCCGCCUCCAGACCCUGUGGGCACCUAUACCCCAGAGUGCGCCACGGCGCUGUACGAAGCCAAGCGACUGUUGAUGGAGUCCAAGGACACCUUGCUGGAAAUGGCAAAGAACGAGGAGGACAUCCGGGCGCAGCAACAUCAGAUAAGCGAUCGCGUGUGCGCCUUGUUGGCACAGAAGAUGCGGGAGACCUUGGAGCUGAAGGAAAGAAUGAAUAUGACCUUAGGACUAAUGCGGGGAACUAUCCAGCGGUGCACGAAAUUCAACCAGGAAAUGUACAUCACUCACGGCCUCAUCAAGGGUCCUCUGUCAAAACGUCACCUGGAGACCCGAGAGAAGCUGGACAGACCCCUGGUUCGCGUGUACCAGAGACACGUGGGCACCCAGCUGCCCGAAGCCACGCGCCUCGCCCAGGGCACUGAGAAGCUGCAGCGCCACAUCUCGCGCGUGGAGAAAAACCUGCAGGAGCUGCUCGCCACGCGCCAGAACCUCGCCCGAAGCCUCAAGUGCAAGAGGAUCGGGUACGAAGUGGACCUGAACGUGGUGCGCCUGCGCCUGCGCCAGGGGCACCCGCGCGUGUACCACCAGCAGGCGCAGCGCCUGGUCAACGACUGGGACCCGCGCACGCCGCCGCCGCGCGCGGAGUCCAGCGCCCCCGCCAAGUGACAGGCGGGCCCUCUGCCCCGGCCGGCCAUCCGGCGCGUUUCUGCCUGCCGGGGCCUGCGGAGCAGAGACUGGACGGCUCCGUGGCCCUCCCUCCCUGCCUCUCGCCUGACCUGCCUUCCCUCUAAGCAUCCUCUAGCAGAACUAUAAUUAAAAAGGACACUGAUUACCACGUA